UGGUCAAACUUAGACAAAUUGAGGAGCAUGCAGAAUUUGAAAGUAGACCAACCUCUCCAUCACACAAAAAUGUAACCAAGUCAAUGGUGUUAUAGUUUUCUCCCAACUCCACGUAAGUAUAUAACACACAGAAGAAACUCAUUCACACACACACAAUUUCAUAAAAACAAAACAAAAAACAGUUUUCUGCAAGUAAAGAGAGAUUAUAAUCAUUAGUAACUGAUGCAGGCUGUGAGAAGGAUCCCAUCAGGAGAAGGUGCAGAGAUGCGUGGAAGAUCCGAGACGAACCGGGUCAGACGUAAGAGUCACGGGUCAAGUCUGAGAGUUCGACAGCCUUGCACGUGUUCAGGACGGCCUGGCUCUGCCAAGUGCGUGCGUCACGGGUUUUUGGUGCCAAGCGAUGAGAAGCUUAUGCGGAAGGCGAGUGAUGGAAGCAGAGAGGUGUUGAGGAGAGCUUUAACGCCUCCGAUCCGGCGGAUGAAUCUCCGGUGGUUGAAUUUCCGGCCAACACCUAGCCGACUCUGUAAAAUGUCUUCCGUUUGAGUUGAGUUUUUUUUUGUUUUAUUGUAAUUUGUAAAUAAAAAUGAGAACUUUUUAUUACAGUAAUGUUGGAACUCGAAUAAGAUUCAGACCCAAUUGGCCAA
This is a messenger RNA of Brassica napus (rape), 644 nucleotides long. RefSeq lists its product as uncharacterized. NCBI's taxonomy places the organism in Eukaryota, Viridiplantae, Streptophyta, Magnoliopsida, Brassicales, Brassicaceae. The transcript has a single exon. The record is from RefSeq and is a predicted model, not a curated record. Bases 223 to 543 code for a protein of 106 amino acids.